UUCUUCAUCUCCUUGUUGUUGUUGUUGUUGUUGUUGUUGUUGUUGUUGUUGUUUUACAUAGCAAAUUAAGAAAGAAACAUGAGUUACUACAAUCAACAACAAGCACCUCCUCCUUCAUAUCCUCCUCCUGGACAGGCUUAUCCAGCACCAACGGAGGGGUACCCUACAUACGUUGCACCUCCUCCAGCAGGCUAUCCGACCAAAGACGAGGCCACUUACUCUCAAAACGCUCCCGCACAGACUCAGAGCCGUGGCGAUGGUGGUUUUUGGGAAGGAUGUUGUGCAGCCCUAUGUUGCUGCUGUCUCCUUGAUAUGUGCACCUGAUCAUACCCUGCUGGAUAAAGGAGGCCUCACAUUGUAUAAUUUACAUAUUUUAUUUGAACUUUCUCAUGCAUGGUUAGUGUUGUUUUAGGCUGUUAAUGUGUGAGGUUGGUCUGUAUUAAUAUUGA
Messenger RNA from Dioscorea cayenensis subsp. rotundata (Guinea yam), 449 nucleotides. Its product is annotated as cysteine-rich and transmembrane domain-containing protein WIH1-like. The coding region runs from base 79 to 324 and encodes 81 amino acids. The transcript is spliced from 3 exons. NCBI's taxonomy places the organism in Eukaryota, Viridiplantae, Streptophyta, Magnoliopsida, Dioscoreales, Dioscoreaceae. The record is from RefSeq and is a predicted model, not a curated record. Gene Ontology annotation, cellular component: plasma membrane.